GGUCCGCAAGUUCGGAUUGGAAUCUCUUUUCCAUAAUACCACUUUACCGUUACAGAAGCUUGGUCCGCAAGUUCGGAUUGGAAUCUCUUUCCCAUAAUACCACUUUACCGUUACAGAAGCUUGGUCCGCAAGUUCGGAUUGGAAUCUCUUUCCCAUAAUACCACUUUACCGUUACAGAAGCUUGGUCCGCAAGUUCGGAUUGGAAUCUCUUUCUCAUAAUACUCCUCUACCCUUUUUAUAUACCUCCUAUUGCUACCCAAACUCCAACCCUUCUUAUUGUUAUUGAAGAUCUCUCUCUCUCUCUCUCUCUCUGCUCACUGAAAACACGCUCUCUUUGGUGCGUCGGCCUCUCUCGCUCUCUCAGUGCGCGGCUCCUCUCACUGUCUCAGGUUUGCUUGACCGCCUAUGGAACUCCAAGUUUUGCUAGGGUUUUAUUUGCUUAGGUUUUUACAUUUAGGGUUUGCUUGUCCUGUGAUAUUUUCUAUCUGCAAUAAACUUGCUGAAACGCCGAACCUCUUGAGGAUUUCGAUCAAGUCUAAGACCCAUGAUUGUGCGCCGUUAACAGAUCUCCGGCUGAAUUUUGGGUUUUCUUCUCGGGUUUCCACAAUGUUCUUGGGUUAGAUCUGAAUUUAGGGAAAAAUUAGUCAGUUAUUAUCGAUUAAAUUCAGGGUAUACUUUUAUGGGGUUUGGGGUUUUCUAGAUAUGUAAGGUUUACGCUGUCUGUUUGAUCGGAGCUUCGAAAUUUUUGAUGAAGGGUUUGAUGACAUCUGGGAAAUUAAGCCCUAAAACUUGAAAUGGAUCAAUUAGGGCUUUAUCUUUGAUUGGACUUUGGAGAAAAUUUUCAGCUCAAGGAUUUGUUUAAGCUCGGGAUAUCAAACCCUAAGCGUGAAAUUAUGAAGGAUAUUGGGUUUAAUUUCUUCAAUAAUAUCUUUAGAGUUUGCUUAAUUUGGUGAGUGCGGAUUUGAAGAGUUUUACCGAACUUAAGGCUGCUGAUUGUUUUUGAUCUUCUGCGGAGGACUUCUAUUUGAAUCAGUUUGCUCAGCCUGCUGAUUGUAUUGGAUCUUCUGCCAUGGAAGAGACAUAUUUGUUUUGUUUUGAAUCGCAACUAUGUGGAUCAGUUUGUUCAUUCUUUCGUUUCAUGUAUUUUUGUUUCAUAGAUGGACGUCAAGACAGCUAGAAAGCCUUCUGUUUUUGAUCGCCUGGGAAGAAGACCUUCAGAUAUUUCUCACUACAAAUCUGUUUGCAUCUUCUGGCGUAAUGGUAAAUGCCUCAGGAACCCAUGUAGGUUCCUUCACAGUGAACGACCAGUCACAUGUGCAAAGAAAGGGUCCUACAGGGAGUCAUCUAAUCAGCAGGAUCUCCCUACGAAGAACUCCAAUUAUAUUAGGACCAAGAACAAAAGGGUUUUGAAAAGGUCCUUGGUAACUACUGUUGAAAAUUCCGGAGAAGAUGCUGGUUCUAAAGACUGCAAAAGGGGAACUUCUAAGAACUUAGCUUUGAAGAAUGAGGAGAGUGGUUCCAGCAGUACAGAAGGUGUUAUGAAAUCUGAAGAUGUUUGUAAGCAAAAUGUUUGUCAAUCCUGGGUGCAUGGCAACCGCAUUGAUGGCGAUAAGUGUCAGUCUCUGCAUUCCUGGUUUCAUGCGGAUGGGUUAUCAAUCUUGGCUCGGCUUCAAGGGCACACAAAGGCUGUCACAGGGAUUGCACUUCCUGAAAAAAGCAACAAGCUUUACACAGGCAGCAGUGACAGAACAGUUCGGAUUUGGGAUUGUCAUACAGGACAGUGUGCUCGAGUCAUUGAACUUGGUGCCGACAUAGGAUCAAUGAUUAGUAAAGCUAUUUGGGUGUUCAUUGGCAUGCCAAAUGUUGUUAAGGCACUGAACACUGAGUCAGGUGCCGAAUACGAUUUCAAUGGACCGAUUGGUCAAGUCUACGCCAUGGCAACAACUGAUGAUAUUAUGCUUUUUGCUGGAGGCCAGGAUGGUGUUAUUUUAGCGUGGAAGUGCACUACUGAAACUAAUUCCCCUUUCCAACCCAUCGCAUCUCUUAAAGGACACACAUCAGACGUAGUAUCUUUAACUAUUGGAUGCAAGUGGUUGUAUUCAGGUUCUAAGGGCCACACAAUAAGGGUUUGGGAUCAUAAAACUUUAGAGUGUGUUAUGACACUGGAUGGUCAUACUGAUACUGUGACGUCUCUUAUUUGCUGGGAUAAUUAUUUGUUAUCCGGUUCUUUGGACUGCACAAUAAAAGCUUGGGCUCUAAAUGAAAGGGGUCACUUGGAAGCAAUCUAUACACACAGUGAAGAACACGGUGUUGUUGCUUUCUGCGGGAUGAAGGAUGGGAAUGACAAACCAAUCUUGUAUUGCUCUUGCAAUAACAAUUCUGUCCAGUUGUAUGAAAUGCCAUCAUUCAAUGAUGGGGGCAGAUUAUUUGCAAAACAAGAAGUUAAAGUUAUUCUACAAGGUCCAAAGGGACUCGGACUUCUUUUUACUGGGGAUCAAACUGGUUUGGUAACGGCGUGGAGGUGGUUACCAAAAUCCAAGGCAUCAUCACCCCCUGAAGGAGUAGCAGAUGCACAAAGUUAAAUGUACAUUUGCUUUGUCUUUUUGUUUGAACAGUUACUCAUUAGUUGAUUAAAUGUACAAAAUUUUGUAAUAACUCUUUUACGAUGUAUUAUAUAAUAGAAAAGAAUGAUUCACAUGAGGAAUAUAAUAUAAUAGAAUUGUAUUUUUCUUCUA
Molecule: messenger RNA, 2735 nt
Organism: Corylus avellana
Lineage: Eukaryota; Viridiplantae; Streptophyta; Magnoliopsida; Fagales; Betulaceae
Product: zinc finger CCCH domain-containing protein 48-like
Molecular function (GO): protein binding; metal ion binding
Source: RefSeq, a predicted model, not a curated record